Humulus lupulus (European hop) is the source of this 1051-nucleotide messenger RNA. RefSeq names its product OVARIAN TUMOR DOMAIN-containing deubiquitinating enzyme 12. Gene Ontology annotation, molecular function: cysteine-type deubiquitinase activity. Lineage: Eukaryota; Viridiplantae; Streptophyta; Magnoliopsida; Rosales; Cannabaceae. Gene Ontology annotation, biological process: protein deubiquitination. The record is from RefSeq and is a predicted model, not a curated record. The transcript has 8 exons. Bases 195 to 857 code for a protein of 220 amino acids.
AUACUAAUAAUAAAAGAAAGAAAAAAGAAGCGAAGAAGAAAAGGCCCAAAUUCCCAAAAAAAAAAAAAAAAAAAAUCCAAUCCCUGGAUUGGUUUCAAAGAAAGAACCUUUAUUCAUUCAUUGAUUCAUUCUUGUUCUUAAUUAUACAUAUAGAUUGGGUUUUAGUUUCUUCAAUUUGAGAUUUUUGUCGGAGGAUGACGAUGAUGGUGAAUGAAUGGUCAGAAAGGCAGAAGCAGAAGGAUAUGGAUGAUGAUCGGAUGAUCGCCCAGGUUCUCUCUGAAGAAUACGCUCACUUGGAUGGCGCUCUCGCCAAACGCCUCACCAAUUUGGCUCCUCUUCCUCACGUUCCUCGCAUCAAUUCAUUCAUCCCAACCUUGAGCGAUGCCACUUUGGAUCACCACCGUCUUCUCCAGAGGUUGAACGUUUAUGGUUUACGUGAAGUUAAGGUCUCCGGUGAUGGAAAUUGUCAGUUUCGUGCCCUUUCUGACCAGAUUUAUCGUUCGCCUGAGUACCACAAACAUGUGCGCAAAGAUAUCGUGAAACAGCUUAAGGGGUUUCGUUCCCUGUACGAUAGCUAUGUUCCAAUGAAGUACAAACGCUACUACAAAAAAAUGGCGAAACUUGGUGAAUGGGGUGACCAUGUUACUUUACAAGCAGCGGCUGAUAAGUUUGCAGCAAAGAUAUGCCUUUUGACAUCUUUCAGAGACACUUGUUUUAUUGAAAUCAUGCCACAAUAUCAAGCACCUAAGCGUGAGUUGUGGUUGAGUUUCUGGUCUGAGGUUCAUUAUAAUUCACUCUAUGAAAUCCAAGCUGCUCCAGUACAGCAGAAGCCAAGGAAGAAGCACUGGUUGUUCUAGAUAAACCACAUUGUCGAAAUCAAUCACUCUGAGAUGCUGUAUUUGUACACAUUUAUCUCAACCCGUCAACUCAUCUGUUUCAUUAGUUGAUAGGUGAUCUUGUUAUAGUUCACACACACACACACAUAUUCCAUUUUUUUGGCCUACUCUAUUGUAAAAUUUAUGAUUAUUUUGGAAAGAUGGACCAUUUUAUA